Messenger RNA from Ipomoea nil (Japanese morning glory), 557 nucleotides. RefSeq names its product late embryogenesis abundant protein 31-like. Bases 71 to 463 code for a protein of 130 amino acids. The transcript has a single exon. The record is from RefSeq and is a predicted model, not a curated record. Lineage: Eukaryota; Viridiplantae; Streptophyta; Magnoliopsida; Solanales; Convolvulaceae.
CAAUCUCACCCUUAAUCUUUCACCUUUUAUUAUAUUCUUCCUUGGUUUCGAUUAGUUUCUUGAUCUGAAGAUGAGCCAGCAGGAACAGCCGGAACCUAUAAAAUACGGCGACAUUCUUCCGGUCUCCGGCGAGCUGGCGUCCAAACCGGUAGCCAUGAAAGAUGCUGCUGCCUUGCAGUCCGCAGAAAGCAGAGUUCUGGGCGAGACGACUGAGGAGGUUGGCGCGGCCGCUAUAAUUCCCUUAUUGCAUUCCGCCGCCGCACUGAAUGAGAGCCGCGGCGCCGUGCAACGCGACCAGAUGACGGAUGUCGUCAGGGAGCGCGGCGUCGAGGUUAGGGAAGAAGUGGGCGCCGGCGGCGCCCCCAUUGUUACAGAAGAAGUCGGCGGAGAGGUUGUGGCACAAUAUGCCCAUCCAGGGAAGGCGAAGAGCAACACGGCAGCUGACUUAUCAUCAUCACAUUAGCUUCUUAGAUUAGAUAUAAACGUACUAAUAACAUAAACUUAAUGAAACUUAAAUUACGAGAAACCUAAGUAGCAGAAUCAUAUCAUAAGUGUUA